Molecule: messenger RNA, 1089 nt
Organism: Aspergillus brunneoviolaceus CBS 621.78
Lineage: Eukaryota; Fungi; Ascomycota; Eurotiomycetes; Eurotiales; Aspergillaceae
Exons: 2
Coding region: 1-1089 (362 amino acids)
Source: RefSeq, a predicted model, not a curated record
AUGCCUGAUAAAGACGGUCCCAAAAGGGGCGGCAGAAUUGCCCUGCUCCAAGACCCUUUCGCUGUGUUCCCGGCUGAGAUCAUCCUCAUGAUGAUACUCGCUUUGUGGACCUUCGAGGACGUCAUCCAGUUCAGCCUGACAUCCCGCCGUCUGCACGCCAUAGUUCACCAGAACAUUGCCUACAUUUUCCGGAAAAUGGCUCCCAAGAUCCUCGGCUCGGUGCAUCUCCCGCUGCAGCUCUUAGCUGAUCAAGAGGGCGACCCCCGACUCACAGACUUGAACAAGCUCAACCCAGGGAUCCUAAUGAGAUUGCUGUACAACGCACAGACACUCGCCAUCAGGACCCUUGGAUAUAAGCCGAAUCCAAACUUCGAUCGCAUCUGGGUCCUUUUAGGCAGUAUCCCCACACUGAUGAACCCCAUGAUUCCAGACCUCACGGCCCUCGUAAACUACCUCCUCAGCCAAGUCCUAGGCGUGAACACCACCCACCCGCUCAUCACAAGCUUCCUGGCCCAAGACCCCGCCCAGAUCAGCGCGGCCCUGACCCAGCACGUCGCCACCCGAGCCUUCCAGCCCGAAGGCUACGGCCUUGCCAGCCGGUCCCCGCAAACCCGCCGUCUCGUGCGCGCCCUCUACCGGGCCUGGAGCCUGAGCCUCCUCGGCCGGCCCGCCGCCGUUCUCCGCUAUCACACCAUGACCCUGAAGGAUUUGUUCCUGGUCAGCGAGGCCUUCGCCGCCUUCCGGGAGCCCCUCGCCCAGCUUCUGUCCGCGAGAGUCGGGGAUGGCCCGCGGCCGACGGACAUCCAGCGCGUCGACGCGGCCCUGAGCGACGUGACCUUUGCCACCAUGGAGCGGUUCGGGUUUGUGCACCGCGAGAUGCUCCGCCGGCGCGAUGCGGUCGAGCCGGGGUUUCGCGAUGUGCUGCAGACGCAGCUGGACGGGCUGCGCGAGCUGUGGAAGACCGAGAAUCAGGACACGUUUCGUGCGGUGGUCACCCAGGAUCAGUACUGGGCCGGCCAGGGGAUUAUGAAUCCGGCAUCUGGGGAAGGGCUGUGGCAGGAGGAGGGGGAUGAUGAUGAUGAUGAGUGA